AAUGGCAAUGAAAUCUAUGCUAAACCAUUAUUCCCUCUUCAUUUUCCUUUUGAUGAGUUUAGUAGUUCCAUUUCUAAGUGAGCCAACAAAUAUUAUAAGCUCUUGUUUAACACAAAAUCAAGUUAAGAAUUUCACACUUAAUGCAAACUCUGGCAACGAUACGUCAGAAUUUCACAAGCUUCUUAGCUUUUCCAUCCAAAAUCUCCGGUAUGCUGAAUCCACGUAUACUAAACCAAUUGUGAUCGUUCUUCCUGACACUAAAGAACAACUAGCAAACACUGUUUUGUGUUCUAAACAAGCUUCGUUAGCUAUUAGAGUAAGAUGUGGUGGACAUAGUUAUGAAGGAUUAUCUUCUGUUUCCACUAAUUCUGGAGAGCUAUUCAUGAUUAUCGAUGUUAUGAAUCUGAAUAAUGUUUCAGUUGAUUUAGAAUCUGAAACUGCUUGGGUUGAAGGUGGCGCAACACUUGGUGAGACUUACCAAGCAAUCGCCGAGUCAAGUCACUUACAUGGGUUCUCGGCUGGGUCGUGUCCUACUGUUGGAAGUGGUGGUCAUAUUUCUGGAGGUGGAUUCGGUCUUUUAUCAAGAAAAUAUGGCCUUGCUGCUGAUAACGUUGUUGAUGCAAUUCUUAUCGAUGCUAAUGGACGGUUUGUAGAUCGAAAAGCCAUGGGAGAAGACGUUUUUUGGGCAAUCCGAGGCGGUGGUGGUGGUGUUUGGGGCAUAAUUUACGCGUGGAAAGUACAGUUAGUUCCAGUACCAGAAACUGUUACAAGUUUUAUCCUAUCAAGAUCAGGUACACAAAAUUCCGUAGCCAAAUUAGUUCAGAAGUGGCAAUUUGUGGCCCCUAAUUUAGAAGACGAGUUCUACUUGUCAGUUUUCGUUGGAGCAGGUUUACCCGAGACUCGUUAUACAGGUAUCUCGGCUACAUUUAAAGGAUUUUACCUUGGCUCAACAGCUGAAGCCAUAUCUACUCUAAACCGAGAAUUUCCAGAACUGGGUGUUGCUGAAGAUGAUUGCAAGGAAAUGAGUUGGAUAGAAUCAGUUGUCUUUUUUUCUGGGUUACGUAAUGGAAGCACUGUCUUGGAUUUGAAGAACCGAUACUUGGAUGACAAGGGGUAUUUUAAGGCCAAGUCAGACUAUGUAAAGGAACCGAUAUCAAUGAGAGGGAUAAAAACUGCACUGAGAAUACUCGAAAAUGAGCCGAAAGGGUAUGUGAUUUUAGACCCUUACGGGGGAAUUAUGAGUAAGAUUAGCAGUGAUUCUAUUCCAUUUCCUCAUAGAGCAGGAAACAUCUUUGCAAUUCAGUACUUAGUCGCAUGGAAUUCAACAGAAAAUAGCAAGAACGACGUCUUCAUAUCUUGGAUAAGAAAUUUCUACAAUUCUAUGACAAACUAUGUUGCAAAAGGUCCAAGGACAGCUUAUGUGAAUUAUCUGGAUCUCGAUCUUGGACAAGUGAACUUGCUGAGUCUGACUAGAAGUACUACAAUGGCCAGGUCCCAAUCUGAUGCAGUAAAGAUAGCUAAGGUUUGGGGUGAGAAGUAUUUCUUAAAAAACUAUGAUCGUUUAGUACAAGCAAAAACGCUUAUCGAUCCUGAUAACGUUUUUUAUAACCAACAGGGGAUUCCACCGUUGUCAACUAGCCGUUUGCAUUCAAAUAUAUGAGCAAUGAAAAAGGCAGGU
This is a messenger RNA of Papaver somniferum (opium poppy), 1678 nucleotides long. Its product is annotated as reticuline oxidase-like. The record is from RefSeq and is a predicted model, not a curated record. The transcript has a single exon. Lineage: Eukaryota; Viridiplantae; Streptophyta; Magnoliopsida; Ranunculales; Papaveraceae. Gene Ontology annotation, molecular function: oxidoreductase activity; FAD binding. Bases 2 to 1660 code for a protein of 552 amino acids.